UCAGCCGCAUCCCAACUAGACCCCAAACCCUUCUUCCCUCUCUUAGACAUGGCCGAUCGGAAAUCCGGCGCUCCGGCGACAUGUAACCCGGUCAGACGACAACCCUCAUCCCCUCUACUCUUUCUCCUUCCUGCCCGACGAAGAACUCUGGCGCCCCUUCUUCUCCGGCGUCAGUUCAGCCGACAACACACCUCACCCAUCCCCUCGUUCGUCUCUCUCUCUAAUGGAUGGUCGACCACCAUUGUCGACGGCGGAGGUGGUCCGACGAGGAUUUUAACGGCGGCAAUGAGUGCGACCGCGGUGGCAGCAGCUUGUGAUUGUGCUCCGACAGGUUUUUCAGAACGUGUUCCGGCAACCACUCAACAGGUUAGCUCCUUUCCGUUUCAGUUCAGUUUUGGUUGGGUAUGUGUUGUUUCGGUCCGGUUCAGUCGGCUCAGUUUCGGGUUCGGUGCGACGGGUUUGCUCUCGGUUCGGUCGCGGGUUGUAAUUGUUUGGGUUACAAGGAAUAAGUGGUUCGGUUUUGUUUCGGGUUCACUCAACACUAGUCAACAGCAGUCAACUCGGUCAACAAAAGUCAACCGAUCAACUCUGGUCAACACGGGUUACUCGCGAGACUUGGUGGUGACCUCGGUGUUCCGUCCUCCUAAACUCGCACACUCGUCAACACUUGGAUAAUCAGAAGACUUAGCAACUAUGUUGAGGAUCGAUGAUGCUAUGAAAAUGGACUAGCAAAGAUGCCUAGAUACUCACUUAGACGUUUAGGUUUAAUGUGUUGUAUCAAUUUUGUUAUUGUCAUGUUUGAACAAUGUUGUUAUUUGAGUUUCCUUGUAAUAUUUGACAAUUUUGCGAUGAAAUGAAAUCGGUUGAAUUAAA
Molecule: messenger RNA, 873 nt
Organism: Helianthus annuus (common sunflower)
Lineage: Eukaryota; Viridiplantae; Streptophyta; Magnoliopsida; Asterales; Asteraceae
Exons: 4
Coding region: 49-675 (208 amino acids)
Source: RefSeq, a predicted model, not a curated record